Molecule: messenger RNA, 1231 nt
Organism: Carassius gibelio (silver crucian carp)
Lineage: Eukaryota; Metazoa; Chordata; Actinopteri; Cypriniformes; Cyprinidae
Product: membrane-spanning 4-domains subfamily A member 4A-like
Exons: 8
Coding region: 350-943 (197 amino acids)
Cellular component (GO): membrane
Source: RefSeq, a predicted model, not a curated record
AUGGUGAUGCGGCUCUGCUUCGCGUCUGGCGAACGUAGAACCGGGAGGGCGCACAAAGAGAGAGUGGUAUAUAAGAUCAACAGUGGGUCCUCCUCCACGGGAAAGGCAAAAAAGUGAGCCACACACUUUCUGCAGCCGGAGAAGAUUACUAAGGUUUUCAAGUCACGGCUGGUAUGGACCUCACUGCUGGGAGUCACUCAUCCUCAACAGCAAACUACAGAAGACGGUGGCAAUUAACUUUAAGCAAGCCCCUCCUUAACGGUUCUUUUGAGUCAGCACACACAAAAACGGAAAAAGAGUUACCAGACAUCAACUAAUCUCAUUUCAGAAAUCCAAAACUUUUUUAAGAAUGGAAAGCGGUAAGGACAUCUCAACUGACAAACCUACAGUUGUCAUCGAUGUAAAUCCACAGGUGAUACAAGACACUGUUAUUUUUGUUGAUGGUCAUGAGGCCGGAGGAAAAAAUCACAAUACAGCUCUUAAAGGAUUUUUCAAAGUACAACCAAAGGCACUAGGGACUGUCCAGAUAAUGAAUGGAGGGAUGGUCUUCGUACUUGGUGUUAUACUUACCUCCAGUGUCUACAAUUAUUCUGCAAUUCUUGACUAUAGCGGCAUAAACUACUGGGGGUCCCUUAUUUACAUGAGUGCUGGCUCUUUGUCUGUCGCUGCGCAGAAUAAACAUCAUCCAUGUGUGGUUAAAGCAUCUCUUGGAAUAAAUGUGUUCAGUGCCAUAACUGCAGGGAUAGCCAUUCAUCUGAUGGGCAUACAAUUAGCAUUAAUAUCAAUGGAUCAUCCAAGUUUAUAUGUUGAGUAUUUUACAAUGAGGAUCAUUGGAAUAUUGCUGGUGUUCACCAUUCCUCAGUUCAUCAUCUCCAUCUAUAUCUCAGCAUUUGCCUGCAAAGCCGCCUGCAACAAAAACUCCACAGUGGUCAAUGUGCACUAAACUGGGAAAACGAUUGAGUGGUGAUGAUGCUAUUAUUGCUAUUAUGAGCUUGGCAAUCAGUUUUAUCACAAAAAUCUAAAGUUAUUUAUAUGAAUAUUUUUAGAGGAUGAUGCAGCUCCACUGAACAAGCAGAAUGAUAAAACUAGCAGAAUGUAAAGGAAAUGACCUGAAUGGUUAAUGGUAAACUGCUUUUAACCUUAGUGCACCUCAUACUGUAUGAAAUAGCUGAACUACUGUAUAAGUAAAUCACAGCAUGCUUUAUUGUUUCUCUUUAUAAUCUAUCAAAGA